AUGCACGCUCAAACACUCGCCACCAUAUCCCUCCUCAUCAUCACCGUCACCACCGCCAGACCCCUCACAACCCGCCAGACCAACGCCUGCUUCAUCAUCGGUGACACCGCCCUCCCCGCCGAAGUAGCCGACACCGCAACAUCAAUCUCCUCCUCCAUCACCUGCUCCUCCUCCGCCACAACCCUCUCGGGCGUCCCCGACGUCACCUCCGGCUCCAUCAGCUUCUCCUCCAUCGACUUCACCAACAACCCGCUCGCCGACACGGAUCUGAAGCGGUUUCAGGACAGCUUGAAUGUCUACCUUGCUACCGAGGUUGGGGUGCGCAGUGUGGAUGGUGGGUUGGCGAUCAAGGUGCCCAAAUUCUUCUUGGAGUUUCAGGUUAGCAGGAUACAGACGGCGCAGGGGAACGCGCCGGUCGAGGCCGGGUUGCAGGUGGAUCAUUUGAGGGAUAAGGUGCUGAAGAAUGCGGCGGGUGAGGAUGCAAGUUUGUUGGAUGAGGUGAGGAGUUUGGCUGGGGUAUUGAGCUAA
Molecule: messenger RNA, 528 nt
Organism: Cyphellophora attinorum
Lineage: Eukaryota; Fungi; Ascomycota; Eurotiomycetes; Chaetothyriales; Cyphellophoraceae
Exons: 2
Coding region: 1-528 (175 amino acids)
Source: RefSeq, a predicted model, not a curated record